AUGGCCGCCUCAAGCUGGGUGAUCCGGCUCGAAGCCAAUGAAGGUAAAGGCACGACCCCGAUCCUAGUCAAGGUAUCUCGCAAAGAAGGAGGGCAUGACCUUGAUCUCGAUCUUUUGGCCACCGAUGGAGAUGCGGCUUACGCUGGCAAAGUUAGACAGCGAUAUCUCAAGAGACUGCGCGCGAAGAACUACGAUGGAUCUGAUGAUGACUGGCCUGCUGCUAUCUCCUAUAUCCUGCGCUCCAAAGCAGGACACCCGAUCAAUCCUACGCAGGCACGGAAUAUCGACGUCACCUGUUCAGUCUCUGGCAAAAUUCCUACCGCCAUCCUGUCCAUAGCCUUCCUCCACAAGGUCGAAGACAUUACCCAGAAAUUAGGGACUCUUGAAUUACCUCAAAAACUGGACACCGAUGACAUUGACCUCUUUGGAUGGGCCCUGCAGGCUAUCGAAAAGAGAGGUGAGCUGGAUGAGGCCGUUCAGAGUUUGACUGGGGAACUCGGAUCAAGGGACAAAACACUUCAAGCCCUCCAGAAGCAAAUAGACGAUCUCGUCGAGGCCAAGACCGAACACGAAGCACAACUGUUAUCGAAGUUCACAGUACUUCUGAAUGAGAAGAAACUUAAGAUAAGGAAUAUGCAGCGCGUUAUGUCGACUGCAAAAACCGACGCGAAAAAGCUAGGAGAACUUCGUUCCGUGGCCAAAGACGAUGAGCCAAUAAAUAUUGGCCGGCAAAACAAGAGGCAUGCUGAAGAGGCCCCCAAAGACGAUGAGACGGAGGAAAGCGAAGCGUUCGAGACUAUGGAAGUUGACACCGAUAGCAAUGUCCAGCGACGUAUACCUCGUGAGCUCGAUUCGCCUACUUCGCGAGACACAACACCAUCUCCCUCAGAAACCGAUGAGGACGAAGAUAAUGAACUCACAGCCCCGGACUCGGCUUCAAGACCCAGGAAAAUAGCUCCAAACCCGAAGCAAGGUUCAAAUCACAAGUCACCAAGUCCACUCCCCCCUCGUCGAGAGCUGCCAUUCCAGAAGAAAACAAAUCGCUUACAGAAUGACGCAGCUCAAACGCAGACGGGAAAGAAUGUACAAUCUGUUACCCUAACUGCAGAAGAUGAUGAGGAGACCGCAAGCGAAGAUGACGAAUUGUGA
Capronia epimyces CBS 606.96 is the source of this 1149-nucleotide messenger RNA. RefSeq lists its product as uncharacterized. Lineage: Eukaryota; Fungi; Ascomycota; Eurotiomycetes; Chaetothyriales; Herpotrichiellaceae. Gene Ontology annotation, biological process: DNA recombination; double-strand break repair. The record is from RefSeq and is a predicted model, not a curated record. Gene Ontology annotation, cellular component: nucleus. Gene Ontology annotation, molecular function: DNA binding. Bases 1 to 1149 code for a protein of 382 amino acids. The transcript is spliced from 2 exons.